Messenger RNA from Silurus meridionalis, 4015 nucleotides. RefSeq names its product protein phosphatase 2, regulatory subunit B, beta b (gene ppp2r2bb). The record is from RefSeq and is a predicted model, not a curated record. Gene Ontology annotation, molecular function: protein binding; protein phosphatase regulator activity. Gene Ontology annotation, cellular component: cytosol; protein phosphatase type 2A complex. NCBI's taxonomy places the organism in Eukaryota, Metazoa, Chordata, Actinopteri, Siluriformes, Siluridae. Gene Ontology annotation, biological process: peptidyl-serine dephosphorylation. Bases 2022 to 3362 code for a protein of 446 amino acids. The transcript has 11 exons.
GAACAACGCGGCUCCGUCUUACAUUAGCAGCCCGCGCGCGUGUUAUGGAUUAAACGGGAAUUUCCAGCGAGGUCCGCGGGUGCGCGCGCGCGUGCAGGCAUGCAAGUUUGCGUAUAUGCAAAUGAGCGCCCGCUUUAUAUAUGCCGAAACAGGCUUGAUCCAGAGGAGUAGGCGGCUCAGUGUACGCCUUUUAUAUUAUUUAUCAAGUGCACUUAUGAUUCAGCAUUCUGAGCCUGCUUUUCCUGGAAUGACUCACCGGAGCCUUUAUAGGAGGAAAAAAAAGCAAAAGACGAGGUGAGAACGACAGAGGGAGAGAUAAAAGACAUUUCGAGAUGGUUAGUGUGCAUUAGGAUGAGCGUCUUUAUUAGGGACUUUGCACGUGUUUUUUUUGUGUUAAGGUCAAAUCUGGGUGUGAUGCUUGAGAUCCAAGCCCUUCUAUCACACUCAACAGGGCCUGGAUGAUUUUUUUAAAUUCUACUUUUGUUUAAAUAAAUAUGAUUUCUCAUAACUAUUAUAUUUAUCACUUUAAACUGAAUUACUUUUGUUUAACAAACAUGCUGUGUACAGUUUUUCUUAUUACACACAGCCCAUGAUGUGGAUUGUCUUUUUAUUACAACCAGUGUUAUAACAUUAAAAAUUUAUUCUAUAGUAGAUAUAUAUUUCAAAUGUUAUAUAAUCUGUUUUAAAACCGUCAUGUACAUAGGAAGGCAAGUCAAGAGCAGUGUGACUGGAUGCAGAAUUGAACAGUUCAUGAAAUCAAAAUGCAAACAACAAGGGUGUAGCUGCAUUGAGUUUUAAUUAGAAAUUAUUUUUUUAACUUAUAAGGAAAUGUUUCAGCCCAGAUUUUCUCAAGGUUCCUUUUCCUUAGCCGUUUGUCUGUUACCUUUUUCAAACGCCUUUUUUAUUUUAGAUUUUCUUAUACAACCAUGUUUAUUGUCUUUCUUAUCAGGUAGGUCUUUAGGAUGCGACGAAUUGUCUAAUAUUAUCCUUUUGAUAAUUUGGUCAUUGUUAUAUCUCUAAAAGUUAAUUUGGUUAGGUCAUGUAACAUUUAUAACUACAAAUAACACCUAUGAGGUAUUUUUAUUUUAGACAUUUUGCAGUAACUCUUCUCACAUAGUAUGCACUUUCUAUUUAGAGUUAACUUUAGACACUGAUUCCUGAAUAAAAUCUGUUUUAGGUCUUUUAAAAAGUAAAAAUAGUUUCACAUAGCAGCAGUUAUUGUUGAACUUAGACAUUUGUAUAUGCAGGAAGUGUAACAUAAAUCAUGCACAGUUACAGAUGAGGAACAAGGAAAUAAAGAAAAAUUCCCAAAGACAGAACAACAACAGGCGGUUUCUUAACAACAUAUGUCAAUUAUAAGAAUAAUAGUAAUAAUAAAUAAUAUAUACUAAUGCAUUAUUUUAUUUAUGCAUUUUUUUUUGCAUUAGGACAAAUAUUUGGUGUACAUUUUGCACUGCUUUGAACUGAGGUUUUGGCUUUGAGAACUGAAUUCCAAGGGUGUUCAAUUAGCAUUCAGCCCACGGAGUUCAGUUCUUAAGCUUGGAUGCUCCAAAUAACAUGGAUGGAUAUAAAACAGCUGCAGAGAACCCUCCAGUGUCAUGUCAUUGAUAAACAAACUGAGAUACUGUGACACUCCAUUUUUCACUGAGCCAGUUGUGCAGACGAAAUCAAAAGUUUAGGACUAUAAAUAAUUUCCCCGUUUCUGAUACAGUAAGUCUGCAGUGAUGAUGAAGGUGCUCCUGUUGAAAAUCGCGCUUCUUCCUGCCUUCACUUCUUCACGCCCCCCAUCCCCCUACCCUCUCUUUUCACCAUACAGCCUCUCCCACCGGGCUCACAACUAACAUAAGAUAGAUUCUCGUCUGCUGGUGAAAGGAGGAAUCGGUAUGUUUCACAGCAGCGUCGUUUCCCCUGCGCCGGAUGAGAGAGACUGGAGCUGCUGCUCGGGUUGCACAUGAACCGUGGUUAAAGAAAGGGAACCUGACUCGCUUUUCCGAAAAGGAGACGAUGCGCGCGCUAGGAAGAUGAAAUGCAUCUCCCGGUACCUGCCUUAUCUCUUCCGACCUCCGAGCAACAUCCUCUCCUCCAGCUGUCACACUGAAGCUGACAUUAUAUCCACUGUUGAGUUCAACUCCACUGGGGAGCUCCUUGCCACAGGGGACAAAGGAGGUCGAGUGGUGGUGUUCCAGAGAGAGCAGGAGAGUAAAAAUCAGCCACACCGGCGAGGGGAGUACAAUGUUUACAGCACAUUUCAGAGCCAUGAGCCUGAGUUUGACUACCUGAAAAGCUUGGAAAUUGAGGAAAAGAUCAACAAGAUCCGCUGGCUGCCUCAACAGAAUGCUGCCUAUUUUCUUCUCUCCACUAAUGAUAAAACUGUCAAGUUGUGGAAAAUCAGUGAGAGAGACAAGCGACCAGAGGGUUACAACCUGAAGGAUGAUGAUGGCAGGGUGCUGGACCCCACGACCAUCACAGCACUCAGGGUGCCAGUGUUGAGGCCCGUGGACCUGAUGGUGGAGGCUACUCCUCGGCGAGUGUUCUCCAAUGCACACACCUAUCACAUCAACUCUAUUUCAGUGAACAGUGACAAUGAAACCUAUAUGUCAACAGAUGAUCUCAGGAUCAACCUGUGGAAUCUGGAAAUCACUAACAGAAGUUUCAACAUUGUGGAUAUAAAACCAGCCAACAUGGAAGAACUCACUGAAGUAAUCACUGCAGCAGAGUUUCAUCCCAACCAGUGUAACACAUUUAUCUAUAGCAGUAGCAAGGGCUCCAUUCGACUGUGUGACAUGAGAGCAGCUGCACUCUGUGACAACCACUGCAAAUUCUUUGAGGAACCCGAGGACCCCAGUAAUCGCUCCUUCUUCUCCGAGAUUAUUUCCUCCAUCUCUGACGUAAAGUUCAGCCACAGUGGUCGUUAUCUAAUGACUCGUGACUAUCUUACUGUUAAAGUAUGGGAUCUUAACAUGGAAUACAAACCUCUGGAGACCUAUCAGGUGCAUGAAUACCUGAGAAGUAAACUGUGCUCACUCUAUGAGAAUGACUGUAUCUUUGACAAGUUUGAAUGUGUGUGGAAUGGAACAGACAGUGUCCUGAUGACUGGAUCCUACAACAACUUCUUCCGCAUGUUUGAUCGUAACACCAAGCGUGAUGUCACACUGGAGGCAUCCAGGGAAAACAGUAAACCUCGAGCCAUCCUCAAACCCCGCAAGGUGUGUGUUGGUGGCAAACGGCGUAAAGAUGAGAUCAGCGUCGACAGCCUAGACCUCAGUAAGAAGAUCCUUCACACAGCCUGGCACCCAUCUGAGAAUAUUAUCGCCGUGGCCGCCACCAACAACCUUUACAUUUUCCAGGACAAAGUCAACUAGCAUGUAGCACCAAAGCUGUCCGUCAGAGACAGAAACUGAUUCCUGACAAAAAGGGGCUGGAAAUGACAGUGGAAAAGAUUUGGUUUUAACUUUUUACCUAAUUACCCACUGCACUGAAUUAUAUGCACUGUUCAUUUCAGGUUGCCAAAAUGCAAAGAUGGCUGGUACCUGCUUCAUUUAUUAGUUUUCCUCUUCUGUAGAUCUCCUGCACCGAAGUUCAAUACAGACAGCAAUAAAAUGGACGACGGUUCCGAUUUUGCUGCACAACUGGAACACUUUCCAUGCGAGGUGUCCUGCGCAUUCACAAGUUGCAGAUAAGCUUAAUGGUACCACGGAAGUUACCUUUUUUCUUUUUACUAUUUAUUCACCAUUGGAAUUAAUGGAGGAGAAUUAUGACCCAGGACUACAGUUUGGAUAGUGCAGAAAUGCAUUAGUAAAAGAUGGAAUAAAGAAAAAGAAAAAAAAAACCUAUGUAGCAAUUUACUGCUUUUGUUUAAUUUUCUAAAUAAACUCUUAAUUAUUUUUUUUUGUAAUCAAGAGGAAGCCAUUUUUCUUUCCCGUGUCAUGGCAUCCUAAGUAGGUGCUGAGAACCACUCAUGUAUGUUAAAAAGAAAAAGAAAAAAAAAAAAAAAGAAAAGAAGAAGAAAAGAAAA